CACGGCAUCCACGUCGAGGACCUCGAGGGCCGGAAAUACAUGGACUUCCACGGCAACUCCGUGCACCAGGUCGGCUUCGGCAACCCGAAGGUCACGCAGGCCAUCAAGGACCAGCUCGACGAGCUGCCCUUCUGCACGCGGCGCUACACGAACAAGACGGCCGUCAAGCUCGCGAAGACGCUGACGGAGAAGGCGCCGGACCCCCUGAGCCGCGUGCUCUUCGCGCCGGGCGGCACGUCCGCGAUCGGCAUGGCGCUGAAGCUCGCGCGCUACGCGACGGGCCGCCACAAGACGCUGUCCAUGUGGGACUCGUUCCACGGCGCGUCCCUGGACUGCAUCUCCGUCGGCGGCGAGCAGGUCUUCCGCGGGAACGUGGGGCCGCUCAUGCCCGGCGCGCAGCACGUCCCCCCUCCCGACGAGUACCGCUGCGAGGAGAGCGGCUUCCCGGACGCCAUGGCCUCGGCGAAGUACAUCGACUACAUCCUGGAGAAGGAGGGCGACAUCGCCUGCGUCGUCGCCGAGCCCGUGCGCUGGACGCCCUACGUGCCGCCGCCGGGCUACUGGCGGGCCGUGCGCGCGUCGUGCGACAAGCACGGCGCGCUCCUCAUCUUCGACGAGAUCCCCAACUCGCUGGGCCGCACGGGCACGUUCUUCACCUUCGAGAAGUUCGGCGUCGUGCCGGACAUGGUCGUCGUCGGCAAGGGCCUCGGCGGCGGCGUCAUGCCCAUCGCGGCGCUCAUCGCGGCGGAGAAGCUGAACGAGAGCUGCCGGCGCGUCGCGCUAGGGCACUACACGCACGAGAAGUCGCCCGUCGCCUGCGCGGCGGCCCAGGCGACCAUCGACUUCAUCGACGACGAGGACCUCAUGGCCAACGCCGAGGCGCUCGGCGCGUACUCCCUGGAGCGGAUGCGCGCGCUGAUGGGCAAGCACGAGCUGAUCGGCGACGUCCGCGGCAUCGGGCUCCUGCUGGGCAUCGAGCUCGUCACGGACCGGGCGACC
Aureococcus anophagefferens is the source of this 999-nucleotide messenger RNA. RefSeq lists its product as hypothetical. Gene Ontology annotation, molecular function: transaminase activity; pyridoxal phosphate binding. The annotation marks the transcript as partial. NCBI's taxonomy places the organism in Eukaryota, Pelagophyceae, Pelagomonadales, Pelagomonadaceae. The transcript has a single exon. The record is from RefSeq and is a predicted model, not a curated record.